Molecule: messenger RNA, 2405 nt
Organism: Brachypodium distachyon (stiff brome)
Lineage: Eukaryota; Viridiplantae; Streptophyta; Magnoliopsida; Poales; Poaceae
Product: L-type lectin-domain containing receptor kinase IV.1-like
Exons: 1
Coding region: 154-2181 (675 amino acids)
Biological process (GO): protein phosphorylation
Cellular component (GO): plasma membrane
Molecular function (GO): carbohydrate binding; ATP binding; protein kinase activity
Source: RefSeq, a predicted model, not a curated record
CCGGGCCAUAGCAAACAAGUUGCCUCUCGAUCUGCCUCCUUCCGGUGCAGGUUUGGUGAAGGGGUAUACACUCCAUGACUCCAAACAUCAGCUAGCUAGCUGCACAUCUUUCAGGCUUUUCGCUUCCGUCUAGCUCGCAGGAUAGCCAUAGGCAUGGCGGCCAAGCUGCAUACGUCCAUCCUUGUGUACUCCAUGUGCCCCAUCCUCCUCAUUGGACCAAACCUUGUAGCUUUCUGCACUGCACAGGUGCAGUCCUUCGUCUAUUCCGGCUUCAAAGGCGCCGAUAUUACCCUCGAUGGCGUCGCCGUGGUCCGAUCAGACGGGCUCCUCGAGCUGACCAGGAUCGCCGACGUCAGAGGAUACGCGUUCCACCGGGAUCCCUUGCGGUUCCGCAGGUCGCCCAACGGCACGGUGCAAUCCUUCUCGGUCUCAUUCGUGUUCGGCGUCCAAUCGGACAUCGACGUGAGCGUCGAUGGCAUGACCUUCUUCAUCGCCCCCGGCAACAAGUUCUCCAACACUUUCUCCGGCGCUUACCUAGGCCUCUUCAACGACUCAACAAAUGGCAGCCCCAACAAUCACAUCUUUGCAGUUGAGCUUGACACUUUUGGGAACGGGGAGUUCAAGGACAUGGACAGCAAUCAUGUCGGCAUCGACGUCAACAGCCUCUUCUCCGUACAAGCCCAAGCCGCUGGUUUCUAUGAUGACAUGACUGGUACUUUCACAAACUUAACUCUAAAUAGUGGUGAGCCGAUGCAACUAUGGGUCGAAUAUGAUGCACAGACCACACAGGUCAUAUCGACCUUGGCUCGCCUCGGUGCCACCAAACCUCGGAGGCCAUUGUUUACAACCACCACCAACCUCUCCGAUGUGCUUGAGAACCCAUCUUAUGUUGGCUUCUCGGGUUCAACUGGCUCACUCAGUACAAUAUAUUGUGUGCUUGGUUGGAGCUUUGGCAUGGAUGGCCCUGCUCCGGCCAUCAACAUCACAAAUUUGCCCAAGCUGCUUCGUGGUCAUCGGAAAGCUCGAUCUAAAGUCUUGGAGAUCGUUCUUCCAAUUGCUACCGCGAUGUUCAUCGCCGUAGUAGGAAUUGUCAUCGUACUUCUCAUGCGGAGGCGAUUGAGAUAUGCUGAACUACGGGAAGAUUGGGAGGUAGAGUUCGGACCACACCGGUUCUCGUACAAGGACUUAUACCAUGCUACGGAAGGAUUCAAGGACCACCACCUCCUAGGCGCCGGAGGGUUCGGGAAAGUGUACAAAGGAGUACUCCCGAAAUCCAAAAUGGAGGUAGCUGUAAAGAAAGUGUCACAUGAAUCAAGACAAGGUAUGAAGGAGUUCAUCACCGAGGUGGUUAGUAUUGGCCGCCUUCGACACCGUUACCUUGUACAAUUACUUGGCUAUUGUCGGCGUAAAGAUGAGCUCAUUCUGGUUUAUGAGUACAUGCCAAAUGGCAGUCUUGAUAAGUACCUGCACUGUGAAGAGGAUAAGCCCACACUGGAUUGGACCCAGAGGUUUGGGAUCAUCAAAGGGAUCGCGUGUGGAUUGCUCUAUCUACACGAGAAAUGGGAGAAAAUUGUCAUACAUAGAGAUAUAAAAGCAAGCAACGUACUCCUUGAUGGUGAAAUGAAUGGGCGACUCGGUGAUUUUGGCCUCGCAAGGUUAUACGAUCAUGGUACAGACCUACAAACCACACAUGUGGUUGGCACCAUGGGUUACCUAGCCCCAGAGCUACUACGCUCGGGCAAAGCUUCUCCUCUCACUGAUGUGUUUGCCUUUGGGACAUUCCUUCUCGAGGUAGCAUGUGGGCAAAGGCCCAUCAAGCAAGACUCUAAAGAUAAGCAAAUAAUGCUUGUCGACUGGGUACUCGAGCAUUGGAACAAUGGGACACUCAUGCAAACUAUGGACACAAGGCUUCAAGGUGACUUUGACAAGGACGAAGCCAGCAUGCUGCUGAAGCUAGGGCUCUUGUGCUUGCAUCCGCUGCCCACUGCAAGGCCUAGCAUGAAGCAAGUCAUGGAGUACCUCGAUGGAGAGGCGGCGCUACCGGAGCUGACACCGACACAUUUCAACAACCUCAACAUGGUGUCCAUGAUGGAAAGGGGAGGAUUCCGUCCAUCCAUAUUAUCGUAUCCAGACCUAACAGCAAGCAUUGGCACAUUCUCCGGCCUCUCAGGGGGGCGAUGAUAAUCAUAUGUUUGCGGUGUUUUAACAUCAUUAUGAAUAUGUACUCUCUCUCUUUUGCAUACCAUUAUGAAUACUUACUCUCUCUUUUUGUGCGGACCAUUAUGAAAAUGUAACAGUAGUUUACGUGUUUUAUAUGCAAUUAACUAGUAGACUUGGUUAUGGAUGGCCCCAUGCAUGGAAAUGCAUGGAAUAAAUAGCAAUGGAGUGUAACUGGUCACAUGUUA